Messenger RNA from Ceratina calcarata, 5384 nucleotides. It is a transcript of the gene NFRKB, whose product is annotated as nuclear factor related to kappaB binding protein. The transcript is spliced from 10 exons. Gene Ontology annotation, molecular function: protease binding. NCBI's taxonomy places the organism in Eukaryota, Metazoa, Arthropoda, Insecta, Hymenoptera, Apidae. The record is from RefSeq and is a predicted model, not a curated record. Bases 324 to 4889 code for a protein of 1521 amino acids. Gene Ontology annotation, cellular component: Ino80 complex.
CGGUGAAGAAGGUGCGCGCUCGAGAUCUUUCAAUAUACAAACACCGUGGUUCUGUUUCGCUGUAUUCCACGCCAUGACUAAAAUUUGUCGGAAGAGUAGGAGUGCGGUAGCUGUGACAGGUCAAACGGUGAAUAGCGAAAUUACUUAAUAUUCGCCCGAUAAAGGAAAGAUUUCUCGCAUCGGGCAACGUCGACGGAUUUAUCCUCGUCGCAUCGUUUUCUGUUCCGCGGAUUAUAUUCGUUGGCGGCGAGGAUUCGCUAUUUUCGUAGAAACGGCAGGAACCCAGCGGCCGAAGAGAAGAGCAAGCGCAGAAAGUGAAUAUAAUGGAGGUAGAUGAAUGCUCGGCUGGUGGUGACAGUGGAGCUGAAGAGGACGAGGAGGAUGCAUCAUCUCAUGGGUCUAGAAGCAACAGCAGUAGCAGUAGUAUCAGUGGCAACAGCACCUCUACGGACAGCAGAGACGAUAGUGGAGAGGAACAUGGUACAAGUGGCAGUGAAACUCAUAGCUCUGGGGAGGAGGACGACGAGGAGAACGAGAACAUGGAAUACUCUGUCAAAGCGGAGAGUCCGGAUACUCUGAAAUGGGAAACAUGUGUUGCCGCGAACACCAAAGUGAAAUUGCCGCAAGAUCUUUGCGAGCACGCAGCAAUUUUUCGAGAGUUCCUCGAUUAUCCGUACAUUUGGAACGAAUGCCUUACGGAGAGCCAGAGAGAAACUUUGUGCCAACUCUUACCAGCUUUCCCAAAGGAUUACGACGUAGAAGCGGAGACAGAGAAAACUUUACGGAUGUUAUUCGAACGCGAACCCAUGAGAUUCGGACAAGCGCCUCUGGACGUGUUUCACAGCCACUUAUCUGCCGGACAUUAUCGGCCGGAUAUCAAAAGAAUACGUAGCUUGGUACGUAAAGCGCAACAGAGAAGACUGCUUUUCGAAGAGCGAAAACGAUCAUACGAGCUGGCCAGUCAAUUACUCAAAUCCAGGGAGAGCCUGCUUUCGAACGCGUACAAGCAAGGAUUUUGUCAACCGGCGCAGCGUACGAUGUCCAGGGUUCAAUGGAGAAAACCAAAGCCUGCUGUAGUUGAAGAGAAGACGCAACUGCGCUAUUUGGAGGAACUGAAUGCGCUGAGGACAGAACUUGGGGCGAGCGCCAAGCUGGCAGCCGACACGACGUCCGAGAACGAGGAGAACUAUCCGCAGUAUCAGAUGCCCGGUGCCAAGCAGAAGAAAAAACGGCGUUCCCUCAUGAGCGUUCAGGGACUGUCCAUCAGGGGAAUGCAAAUGAAUCACGAGGACGAGACCAUCAGGCCUGUUUUCUCCACGUUGCAACGGGCGGAGUAUCCUGCUAACAGAUCGUUGUUUGUUCGCGAGCACACGGAGGAAAUGUAUCGCGAGAUGCUGCUCGAGCACAAGAAGCGGAGAGCACGGCGCGACAUUCAUCCGGAAUUAAACACGCAAGGCAUCGCUCUGGCCGAUCUGACACAGAGAGCGCAGGUCGGCCAGAAGCAUAAAUUAACGCUCGGCCCUUCUAUGCGUGUCACACCGGCGAAGAAACGGAUCAAGUUGGAGCAACAAUCACCGCUCUGUCCCCCGGCGCCGAGAUUACCGAAUUCCAAUUCGAUAAAACACGAGAGCGACAACAGCGAUUAUUCUCACACGACGGACGAGAACAGACAUUCCAGUACGUUGGAUAUGGAUCACAGGAUGUUGACUCCGAUCAAAUCGGAGCCAAUCGACGCGUACGAGAUACAUCAAAUAGCCAAGAAGAAAUUGAGCCCGGCCACGCGCGGGAAACCUUCAGUCUUGACACCGGAGAUCAAGAAGGAAGUGGAGGACAUCGAUUACGACGACAUAAAAACGGAGCUGAGCGCGGGAGUUAAUGAAGACGGACCGCUUGAAACGGAGGAGGAUGAGGAGAACGAUAAAAAGGAACUCGAUUUGGACAGCAUCGACAUGAUGCAACUGCCGAUACAACUGGACGACGGGAUCGACAUAUUGGACGACGUGAAGUGCGAGGACGAGGGUGUGAUAUCGAUACCGGAGAAAGAUAUGGUACAAGGGAAUGAGGACGCGAUUGAUAUUAACAGCGGUGCCGAGUUGAUGCAAGAGACGCACGCUUGCUUCUUCUCGUUAUUGAGAGACGCGUUCACCUCGAAAGGUGAAUACAGGAUGAGCGCGAUAGAGAUGAAGGACGCUGUCAUGCUGUGGCAAGGGAAUCCAAUUUCGCCGUUGAACGAUUGGUACUCUCUAGCCUCCUCCUGGCCAGCGUUGGUUCCACUGGCUCUGGGGUUUCUUGCUGGCGAACUUACAUACAGUCAAGACAUCAGUGAUCGUCAAGAACGGGACCCAGAACUCGUUCCGUAUCUAGAAAAUAAAGGAAACGGAGUUUACGCGUGGAUCGGAGCUGGACGAGAUUCGGAUUCCCGUCUGGCCGACCUGUGCACCAAGUUCUUGAUGUACAAAGAUUCGCUGGGUUCAUCGUCCGCGACUGCCGGUGCCGUAACGACCGUGAAGCAACAAGCCCCGUUGCCUCUGGCUAGUAGUAACGUCAGUAACAGCUCCGGAAAUGGAAAUACGCCUACGAGCGUCAGAGAUAGUAGUCCGGCGAUAGAAUCGAUCAGUGUCGACGGUGGAUCAGUAAACACCGUCGCGGAAUGGGAACCACCUCGUGCCCUGUGGCCCACGGAAUGGAAAGUCCGAGCAUCCACCGUGGACGAGCGGGAGGAAUUUCGGAGACAAGAACGUAUGCGUUACGCUGCGCCUCAUAAAGCAUUUACAUACAAAAUGCAUGGUUACGCGUCCGUCGUAGGUCCGGUGAAAGGCAUCUAUCAACACAACGUUGCUUCCGGAUUGACCAAGGCUCGAGGGCACUCUCUGUUGGUAGCGGAUCGGCCAAACUUCGUGACGAUCUUAGCUCUGGUCAGAGAUGCAACCGCGAGACUUCCGAACGGUGAGGGAACUCGGGCUGAUAUUUGUCAGUUGUUAAAGGAUUCCCAGUACAUCAGGGAACAGACGGAAAGCGAUGACAAGGAGGGAUACUUGCAUUCGGUAGUAUCCGGGGCUUUGGACAGAUUGCACUACGAAACAGAUCCCUGCGUUCGAUAUUAUCCCAGGCGCAAAGAAUGGCUUUAUCUCCAUCGAGCGCGUUCAGAAUCAGAAUUCGAAAUGUACCAUCAACAAUUGCAAGGCGUUGCGAAAAACAAGAAGAACGUUGGGAACAUGUCCCGGAACAAGGCACUCCCAGCAGUGAUAAAACCUGCUAAUGUUAACAAGGAGCAAUCUCCGAAUAACGUUAAAGAAGUUACUCCUAAGAAGGAGAGAAAAACGACGUCGACUGCGCAGCCUGUCAUUUCAAGAAAAGAGCAAAAGAAAAAUGAGGAGAAGAACACUAACGACUAUUCCAUUUCCACGGAACCAUCGACGAUGGUCACAAACGUUGUAACAACAAUCAGCGCGCCGUCGAGUUCCAUUAUGUCAGUCGCGGCACCCACCGUCCCAGUCACGUCAUUCUCGAGCUCUUCUUCGUCCGUCAGCACCGUAACUGUAGAGAAAGACGUGAUAGCCAGCGAAAUGAAAUCGCCAAUACCCACGACCGUUGCACCGAAGAAGGCGGCGAACAUCGGCGGAAAGCCAGUCGCCGUUGUGAAGACCAGCGCACAGAGUUUGCUACAAUCGAAUCAACAGCAUUUCCCGCAUCAUCAGAUUCAAGUGUCGACGUCCGCCGGUUUGCAGACGAUACGAUUGUCCGGGCACUCGGUGUUGCACUCCGCGCAGUCUGUGGUGGCCAGUAGUGCGAACCCGACGAACGUGACGACGAAUUUGUCUACGAUACUGCCACCGAGUAAAAUGCAGAGUCAACAACAGUCGCAGCAGCAGCAGCAAACGAUAGUCGCGAAUCAAGCGGGCAAAAGUAUUUUGCAGACCGCCAAUAUAAAACAACAGCAGCCUCAGCAACAGCAGCAGCACGUACUGCCUGGGAAGACUCUGCUGGCUUCUCAGAUAAAAUUAGUUAGCUCGGGACAGAUCAAGUCGCUCUUGACGGGCCACGGUCUUCAGGGCCAGACGAUCUUCAUUAAACAGUCAUCGCCGUCCGGUAACCAAUCGCAGCAAAUGCAACAACAACAGUUGAAGCAACAACAGCAGCAGCAACAGCAAACGCUCCAACAACGAGUGGUGACCAAUCAACAGCAAUCGUUACAAACUUCGGGUAUGCAACGUAUAAUUGCACAGAUCGGUGGGAAACCGAUCGCCGUGCAGAUUCAACAAUCUCCGCAACAACAGCAACAACAGCAACAGCAGAAGAUACUGGCCAAGGUUCUGACCAGUUCCGGCGGUGGUCAGCUAAUCUCUGUGGAGAGUCUGCUCGCUCAGAAGGGGUUGAAACUGGCGACUACGGCCAGCCAUGCCGCUCAGCUCAACAGGCAAGGGAAACAAGUGAUACAAACUCAAUAUCAGGUGGUGUCGCAGGCGCAGACGUCCGCUGGUCAAUCGAAGAUCAUCGCUAGUACACAGCAGCAGCAACCGCAGCAGGCGCAAACCGUUCGGAUGGUCACGGCUCAGCUGGCCGGGAAACCGAUCGUUUUGGCAAGCGGCAACAAGAACGUCGGAGUCGGAGUGAGCAGCGGUGGUAGCGUGGUGCUCGGGAAACAGGCACCGUCACAGCAACAGCAGACGCAACAGCAACCGAUCAUCUUGCCCAGUCAAUUGCUUAAUAUCAAGACGUUGCACGGGUUGAAGGUGAUACCGACUCCGGCUGGAUUGAAGACGACGGGCGCGGCGGUGUACGCCCGGGUGAUCGCACCGAGUACGAUCACCUCUUCUCAGUCGACGGGUAAUCAGCAGCAGAGCAUCCAAACGCAGCCGUCGAGAAACAACACAUAUAACACACCUUGACAAAAUUGAUGUCACUUUCUUUCUUUUCUUUGUUCCCUUGUCCCCGAUAUUCUUAUUUUAAUACACGUAUAGAGUUUCGUUCAGAAUUUCGGAGGGAUUUCGCACCGUUUCUAUGUAUAAAAUCUUACGACAGUUAAAAAGAACAGUGUAAAAGUUUAGUGAGCUUCUAUGUAGAGUCGCGUUACGUUCCGUGCCGUGCCGUGUAGAUAUUCGUUUGAAUUAAACGGAAAUGUCGUCCACUUACUUCACUCGGUCAGCCGAUCGGGAUCAAGGCACAACGCGCUGACUCGAUAUUAUACGAAAACGAAAUGUACGAUGAGAACACACGUGGUCGUGAACUUCUUUUAUAAUUAAGUGUCGAGUUAUUUACAAAUGCAUGGUACGAUUUUAAAUACAAAAAAAAGGAAAGGAAAACGUCGUUUCUUCGUUCUCUUGUAUCAAGAAGAUUCUUGCAACGUCGCAUGUAACGUAUAAAUAAAACUUAUUGCGUAACGA